This is a messenger RNA of Danio aesculapii, 2558 nucleotides long. Its product is annotated as zinc finger protein 239-like. The transcript is spliced from 3 exons. The coding region runs from base 254 to 1267 and encodes 337 amino acids. Gene Ontology annotation, biological process: regulation of transcription by RNA polymerase II. Gene Ontology annotation, molecular function: RNA polymerase II cis-regulatory region sequence-specific DNA binding; DNA-binding transcription factor activity, RNA polymerase II-specific. NCBI's taxonomy places the organism in Eukaryota, Metazoa, Chordata, Actinopteri, Cypriniformes, Danionidae. The record is from RefSeq and is a predicted model, not a curated record.
CGUGUAUGUAUCCAAGUAAGCUUGUUUUGUUUAAUCGUGCCCUUAGUAGUGUCCUUAAGUAGUACCCUUGUUGUCAGAUUUAAAUAAGAUCUGCUCCUUCAGUGAAGCUCCUCCUCCUCCUUCAGUGAAGCUCCUCCUCCUUUAGUGAAGCUCCUCCUCCUCAGCUAUAAAUACUGGGAUAUUCCCACCAGUCCACAUUAAAAGAAGACAAGCAUAUCAGACCAUCAGGAAGAAGUGAAGGACAAGAGAGAACAUGAGUGAUCCAGAACCCUGCAGAAUUAAACAGGAAGACGCUGAAGAACAAAUAGACCUAAUUGAAGAGCACGUGGAGAUUAAAGAGGAGAAACAACAUGUCAAAGCUGAAGAAAUACCUCAAUUACAGACUUAUGAUAUCAUGAACAGAAACGGCAAGAAUCGAUCCAUCUGCACUCAGUGUGGGAAGAGUUUCAGUAAGUCGUCGUUCCUUAAUAAUCACAUGAGGAUUCACACUGGAGAGAAACCAUUCACAUGUACUCAGUGUGGGAAGAGUUUCAGACAAUCAUCACACCUUAAUCGACACAUGAUGAUCCACACUGGAGAGAAGCCACACAGAUGUGAUCACUGCGGCAAAACAUUUUUGAGCUCUUCCCAGCUGAAGGUCCAUCUUAUAGUUCAUACAAACGAGAAGCCGUAUUCCUGUUCUGAGUGUGGAAAGAGUUUUACAAUGCAGUCAAAUUUAGCAAAACAUCAGAAGAUCCAUACUGGUGCGAAAGAGCAUAUGUGCUUUGAGUGUGAGAGGACUUUUAUUACAGCUGUCGAAUUGAAACUGCACCAGAGGACUCACACUGGAGAAAGACCGUACAAGUGUUCACACUGCGACAAGAGAUUCAGUCAGUCAGGAACCCUGAAAAUACAUGAGAGGAUUCACACUGGAGAGAAACCGUACAAGUGUUCACACUGCAACAAGAGAUUCAGUCAGCUAGGCACCCUGAAAACACAUCAAAUGAUUCACACUGGAGAGAAACCGUACAAGUGUUCACACUGUAAUAAGAGAUUUUAUCAGGUAGAUCAUCUGAAAAAACACGAGAGGACUCACACUGGAGAGAAACCGUACAAGUGUUCACACUGCAACAAGGGAUUCAGUCAGUCAGGAAGCUUGAAAACACAUGAGAGGACUCACACUGGAGAGAAACCGUACACGUGUGAUCAGUGUCUGAAGAGUUUCACGCAUUUAUUAAAGCUUAAGAAACACAUGCAAAUCCACCAUGGAGAAAAGUUGAACACAUGAUAUUAAAGCAGCAAAACAUUUUCUCGUGUGCAAAAUUAGUUUCAUGCCUCUGAAAACUUUGAAUUUUUGGGAAACGACUCUAAAAUUGGACAGGUCUGUCAUUGUGUUCCUUAGGGAUGUGUCUUAAGUCCCUUACUCUUUAACAUCUACAUGCUUCCUUCGAGGGAAAUCAUCAGCAAAGAUGGACCGAGAUUUGACUUUUAUGCUUAUGAUACCCAAAUUUGAAUAAGCACCAAAUCCAAUCUGUUACCAUCACAAUCCUCUCAGAGUGUGUGCUGGAAAUUAAAAUGUUGAUGGACCACAAUUCAUUACAGCUAGUCACAAAGAUAGCAAUUUUAAUCAGUUUUGCAUGGUAGCAUUGUUUUUCCAUCUACUUUUGUUUUCCAUCUUUUCAAUGCAUCCCAUUUUGGUGCUUAUCAGUGACAGGUUGUCUGUCUACACCUGUAAAUGUUUUAUUUUUUUUAAGAGUGCUGUUUUAGGGAUUUUUUUUUCUUUUUUUGUAAUUUUAAAGUGAACCUAUAAUUCUUGUUUGUAAAAUGGAUGGACACAAGGGAGGUGUCAGUGUGUUCAACCAUCCACAACGCCUUUGAUGGUGACACUGUGAGCAGGAACGUGCUCAGCAAAGACACUGAGAGAUGGCGGGCAAAAACAACACAUGACUGUCUGACCAGCUCCUCCAGUAUUAUUCUGUGCACAAGAAGUCCAACAGGUGGUACAGGACACUAGACCUGUCUCGCGGAGAGAGAAAAGUGGUUCUCUGUGGGGAUCUCGAACACAGGAGGAGGCGGGUAAGGAGACAUCUUGCCCCAGGUCCCGGAAUGCAUCCUGCGCUGCUGCACCCAGGGGCCAUGGUGGACAGAGUGUUGAGAUUGUGGUGGUAAUUUUCAGCCAGGCUUCGGGAGUAGAUUAGGUUGUCAUCAGUAUAUCCAAUGACAGUUUGAAGUCCCAAAGCACCUCAUUCAUAAAGUCUUGCAAUAGGGAGGGGAUUGAGCUAGUCCAUAGGGCAUGACUAGGUUUUGUAGUGACCAUUGGGACUUACGAAGGCCGUCUUCCACCCGUCCUCACGUAUGCAAAUGAGAUUAUACGCACUGUAGAGAUUCAACUUUGUGAAGACCUCAGAUCCACCAAGACGUUUAAGGGGGAAAGGGGUAGCCAUUUUUAUGGUGAUCUUAUUUAAAUCUUAUCUGUAGAUUAUGCAAGGUUGUAAACCUCUAUCUUUCUGAGCCACAUAAAAUAAACUAAAAGUGGUAUGGGGCGGUAAAAAGGUGGAUGUAUCCUUGGGCCUCUUCUA